Molecule: messenger RNA, 381 nt
Organism: Rotaria sordida
Lineage: Eukaryota; Metazoa; Rotifera; Eurotatoria; Philodinida; Philodinidae
Source: the annotation of a GenBank genome assembly
AUGAUUUCACCAGAAAGGGCACAUUUAAUUGCAUAUCCAAAAGAUGGUUUUGUUUCAUGUGAAAAUCGUCAAACAUUUACAAUUGAACAUAAUGAUAUUAAUUUUAAAAAAGUAAAUAUUUCAAAUGCAGAAGAAGACACAAAUAAUGAUUUACCUGUUGAUCCAAAUGUAUGGACAAUUACUCAAGUUGGAAAAUUUAUUCGACACUUAACAAAUGAUAUAGUUGCUCAAGUUUUUUUAGCAAGUAAUAUUGAUGGAAAAGCUUUUCUAUUAUUAACAAAAGAUGAUUUAUUGUAUGAUAUGAAAAUAAAAUUUGGUCCUGCAAAAAAUAUAUUAAACGAAAUAACAAAUUUACGUAAACGUGUACAAACAUUUUUUUGA